UCACACAGAGGGCUGGAGACAACACUUCCGGUUCUCUCCUGUCGUUGGAGACACAUCUGACCAGAAGCAGAAGCUCUGACCGGGGACAUGAACCAGGAGAACCAGGAUCUCAUCCUGCAGGCGUGUGGAGCCUCGUCUCUGCGAGUCGGAGCCAAGAUCCAGACCCUGUGGAGCGGCUAUGGGGAGAUAGUGCGGCUGCACCUGGACGGCUGCGACCGGCCGUCUGUGGUCGUCAAACACGUCAAGUUUCCGGAGGAGGCCGAGCACCCGGGCGGCUGGAACACAGACCGCUCCCACAGGCGUAAAGUGACAUCCUAUCAGGUGGAGACACACUGGUACCAGAACUACUCCACCAAUCAGAACUGUCGCAUCCCGGCCUGCCUGGCUGCCUGUUCCCAUGGAGACGAGAUGCUGAUCGUGCUGGAGGAUCUGGAUGUGGCUGGUUAUGAUCAGAGGAGAACCAGCGUGAAGGACGGAGAGAUAAGGGCUUGCCUCCGCUGGCUCGCCCACUUCCAUGCUCUGUUCCUGGGUGCGGCACCAGAGGGGCUGUGGCCCGUCGGUACCUACUGGCACCUGGAGACCCGGCCGGAUGAGCUGGAGGCCAUGGACGACGCCAAGCUUAAAGCGGCAGCCGGCGACAUCGACAGGAUACUCAACGAAUGUCGCUUCAAGACCGUCGUUCACGGAGACGCCAAGUUGGCCAACUUCUGUUUUUCCCCGAGCGGACAGGACGUGGCAGCUGUAGACUUUCAGUAUGUCGGUGGAGGCUGUGGGAUGAAGGACGUGGUUUAUCUUUUAGGAAGCUGCAUGAACGAAAAGGAGUGUGAAAGGAGGGCGCAAGGAUUACUGGACUUCUACUUCACAGAGCUGAAGCUCGCUGUGAAACAAGAUGUGGACUUUGCUGCCCUGGAGAAAGAGUGGAGGGAGAUGUUUGUGUUUGCCUGGACAGAUUUCCACCGUUUUCUGUUGGGGUGGAUGCCUGGAAGCUGGAAGAUCAACCGCUACAGUAAACAGCUGACGAAAGAGGUUUUACACAAACUGAAACCGGAGCCAGAAAAUUCCAGCACCAGACAGAAGAGCAAGCGUGUGGCUAAAAGGUGAUCAACUGGAAAUCUGUAUAUAGAAAAAUAAACACACAUCUUUAAUCCCUCACAUAUUUAAAAAAUGUUAUCAAACCGUUUCUGGAUGAAUAAAGGUUUUUAAAAGAG
This is a messenger RNA of Hippoglossus stenolepis (Pacific halibut), 1208 nucleotides long. RefSeq names its product protein kinase-like domain containing (gene pkdc). The record is from RefSeq and is a predicted model, not a curated record. The transcript is spliced from 3 exons. NCBI's taxonomy places the organism in Eukaryota, Metazoa, Chordata, Actinopteri, Pleuronectiformes, Pleuronectidae. The coding region runs from base 88 to 1101 and encodes 337 amino acids.